GCGAGAGAGGUGAUCAGUAGCUGGAUGUCCUUGGCACUGCGCUGAGCUGAGAGAAGAGGAGAGGAGUCUAACACAGAGAGAGAGAGAGAGGAGCGAGGAGCCGGGAGACUUCAUUGAACCACGGGAGGCCACGCAGGGAUCCACCGGGAGAAAGAGGACACGGGAUUGUGACAGACAGCUUGGAAUUAGGGGAGACCUGGGAGGAGAGAAAGGGAAGAGCACAGAACACAAGAUAACAGAAUACAGAACACAGACUACGGAAUAUAGAACUCAGAAUACAAGAACACAGACUACGGAAUAUAGAACUCAGAACACAGAACACAGACUACGCUCACUGCAGCUGCUUGAAUCCUGGCAACAACCCCUACUCUCUUCAUCACCUCCAGAAAGCCUCCUCUCCCUCCCCUCUCUCACUCUCACACACCAUCCCCACUUGUUUAUCUGUCCUCUGCUACCCCCUCUCUCUCUCUUUCUUUCUUUCAUUCUCUCCACACUUCCAUCCAUUCCUCUUGUGAAAAUGGAGACCGGGAGCCCGCGCAAGAUUCAGUUCACCAUGCCACUCCUCGACUCUCACCUGGACCCGGAGGCAGCCGAACAGAUCAGGAGAAGAAGGCCGACCCCUGCUACUUUAGUGGCCUCCAGUGACCAGUCGUCACCAGAGAUUGACGAAGACCGUCUUCCCAACCAGCUGUACAAGCAAGCCUUGUUGAAUUCCCCCAGGCAGAGGAGGAAGGGGGCGCGAGGGAAUCCUACCAUGAAAGAGCUUCAGUUCCUGGUGGAGCACCACCUGUAUCGCCAGCAGCAGGGGGCUGACGAGUGCUCCUCGGAGAGCUGUCUGUCGGACCGGCCCAGCCCUGACGCCAUGCCCGCCGGGGAGGAGCUGCCCGAGGACGAGGAGGCCUGGAGCACCGGGGAUAAGGCCACCAGCGAGGCCUUCGAGAAGCUGCGCUGCCAAAUGGAGGAGUUUUCACGGGAGAGCCUGUUAGAGGCUGCUGGGGGUAUGGAGCUUCCUCUGUCUAAGGAGGAAGUGGCCCCUUCUGCCUCCACGGCAACGUCAACACAAAACACGCAACCAGACAGCACCGCAUCUGAGGUGACACAGAAAACCAGUGUGGAAAAGGAGCAGUAGGGUCCUUGGGAAGAUGCCACUCUGUUCGGAUGGGAGCAACCCAUUAAGAUGGGAUCUUUUUUGACUCCAGUUUUGCCUUACCAGAAUUGGAGGAAGAAACCAUUAUGGCAUUUAUUUCUUGUUUGUCAUGUUUGUUUCCUGUUUUGACAGUUGGUUUAUUUAUUUCUAUUCUCUUUUUUUGUUCUAUAUGUUGUAUAACACUUAUUUGCUGUAAGUAAAAUGGUCAAGCCUUGAAAAACAGGGUAUAAUUAAUAUUCCUAAAUAUUUAUUUUGACACGCUGACUUUGUUGUUUUAUGUGCAGCACCUUUUUUUCUGCCAGAUGUUACAAUUUUAAAUAAGUCAAAUAGACGUGAAAAUGUUUAACCUUAAACAAUAAUUGUAUUGAGUUUAUUUUCCAGACAAUUGUCAUAUCGAAUUUAUUUUGCAGGAAAUGUUGAUUUUUUUACAGUUCUUUAAAUCCACUAGUUCUGCUUGCAAACAUGCAGUAUCACUGCAUCUCAGAGUCAAUCCACUGUACUGUCAUUUACACAAGGAGGUAGGGCAUUCAGGGUCUGAUUUAGAUCUGACAGGAGUCCAGCACACCAGAUAUCCAUUUCUAUGCACCAGGGGCCUCAUACAGCUGUGUUAUCUGGUAAGGCUCAGAAUCCAUCAUAGUUCAGAGAGCGUCAAACUGAUCCAUCUGAGCCCCUCGGGGUUCUCAGUGAAAUUCCGACCCAGCUGGAGUUCUAGAAUCUCACCCUGAGAAUUCUGACUCAGCUGGAGUUCUAGAAGCUCACAUAGCCCUGCCAUUCACACCACAAUAUCUCCUGAUC
Messenger RNA from Sardina pilchardus (European sardine), 1942 nucleotides. Its product is annotated as protein phosphatase 1 regulatory subunit 1A-like. Gene Ontology annotation, molecular function: protein phosphatase inhibitor activity. The coding region runs from base 518 to 1129 and encodes 203 amino acids. NCBI's taxonomy places the organism in Eukaryota, Metazoa, Chordata, Actinopteri, Clupeiformes, Clupeidae. The transcript is spliced from 7 exons. Gene Ontology annotation, biological process: intracellular signal transduction. Gene Ontology annotation, cellular component: cytoplasm. The record is from RefSeq and is a predicted model, not a curated record.